ACUACUACACUUCACCGUGUCUCUCCAUCUUUCUCUCUCUCUCUCUCUCUCUCUCUCUCUCUCUCUCUUUCCUUUUCCCAAAUGCCUUCUCUUCAUUUUCUCCAAUGUCUUCCGUUUCUAAUCCUCGUAAUACUUCACUUCAUUUUCCUCGCACGUGCACAGCUACCCGGCACGUGGGAAAUUCUGGUAGAGAACGCCGGCAUAGCUUCCAUGCACACCGCCGUCACGCGCUUCAACACCGUCGUCCUCCUUGACCGGACUAACAUCGGUCCGAGCCGGAAACUUCUCCGCAAAGGCCACUGCCGGUCCGACCGGAACGACGCCGUUUUAAAGCACGAUUGCUACGCCCACUCGGUGUUACUAGAUCUCGCCACCAACCAAAUCCGGCCGUUGAUGAUCCUCACCGACACGUGGUGCUCAUCGGGGCAGUUCCUCCCCAACGGCACGCUUCUCCAGACCGGCGGCGACUUGGACGGCUUUAAUAAGAUCCGGAAGUUCGACCCCUGCGAGCCCAACGGGUCCUGCGAUUGGGUCGAGCUCGAUGACGUGGCGUUGAUCGACGGUAGGUGGUACGCGACGAAUCAAAUUCUGCCAGAUGGAUCGGUCAUCAUUGUCGGCGGUAGAGCCGCCAACACAGUGGAGUAUUUCCCACCGAGAAAAAACGGCGCCGUUUCGAUCCCGUUUCUGGCCGAAGCUGAGGAUAAUCAGAUGGACAAUCUCUACCCUUACGUUCAUCUCCUCCCCAACGGACACCUUUUCAUUUUCGCCAACGACAGGGCGGUGAUGUACGAUUAUGACAGUAACAAGGUCAUGAUGAAAUACCCACCGUUGGAUGGGGGUCCGAGGAAUUACCCGUCGGCGGGGUCUUCGGCGAUGCUUGCGUUGGAAGGGGACUAUUCGACGGCUGUAAUUGUUGUGUGCGGUGGGGCCAAAUAUGGCGCGUUUAUUGAGAGGAGUACGGAUACUCCGGCGCACGGUAGCUGCGGACGGAUAGUCGCCACCGGACCCGACCGGGUUUGGGAAAUGGAGGACAUGGCUUUUGGUCGGAUCAUGGGCGAUAUGGUCAUGCUUCCUACGGGUGACGUGUUGGUUAUAAAUGGGGCUCAAGCGGGUACCCAAGGGUUUGAGUUGGCAUCCGCCCCGUGUUUGUACCCGCUUCUUUACCGACCUGAUCAGCCGGGUGGGUUGCGGUUCAUGACAUUGACCCCGGGUACGGUGCCGAGGAUGUACCACUCGACAGCUAACUUGUUGCCGGACGGGCGGGUACUAGUGGCGGGUAGUAACCCGCACGUCUUCUACAAAUUUGAGGUGGAAUUCCCUACGGAGUUGCGAGUGGAGGCGUUUUCGCCGGAGUACUUGUCCCCGGAUCGGGCAAAUCUCCGACCCGUUAUUGAGGGGAUUCCGGAGACGGUGCGUUAUGGUGAGGCAUUUGAUGUAGUGGUUUCGGUUCCCUUGCCUGUUGUAGGGAUUGUGGAGGUGAAUUUAGGAAGUGCGCCAUUUGCCACGCACUCGUUUUCGCAGGGUCAACGCCUGGUCAAACUAGCCGUUACUCCCACCGCUCCUGCCGGAGACGGCCGGUACAAGAUUUCUUGUACGGCACCGCCUAGCGGCAGGGUUGCUCCGCCGGGCUAUUACAUGGCUUUUGCGGUCAAUCAGGGCGUGCCAAGUGUCGCCCGCUGGAUACAUUUGGUGUCUUAAUUCUUUUCCUUUUCGUUUGUAAUAAUUUGUUCCAAAACUCCCAUCUAGAAUUUUGUAUGAUUGUGUAGAAGAUUAGGUGUCACGGGUGUUAUUCAAUUCUGUAACUGUGGACAGGGAAAAAGAGGUGUUUUGAUUUUAUGGAAUUGAAAUUGGGUAAAGCUUGAUAAAUGACAAACGCCCAAGUAUUAUUUUUA
Morus notabilis is the source of this 1892-nucleotide messenger RNA. RefSeq names its product aldehyde oxidase GLOX. Bases 82 to 1698 code for a protein of 538 amino acids. Lineage: Eukaryota; Viridiplantae; Streptophyta; Magnoliopsida; Rosales; Moraceae. The record is from RefSeq and is a predicted model, not a curated record. The transcript has a single exon.